Glossina fuscipes is the source of this 2280-nucleotide messenger RNA. It is a transcript of the gene Ance-5, whose product is annotated as angiotensin-converting enzyme-related protein. Gene Ontology annotation, molecular function: metallopeptidase activity; peptidyl-dipeptidase activity. Lineage: Eukaryota; Metazoa; Arthropoda; Insecta; Diptera; Glossinidae. Gene Ontology annotation, biological process: proteolysis. The record is from RefSeq and is a predicted model, not a curated record. Gene Ontology annotation, cellular component: plasma membrane. Bases 289 to 2211 code for a protein of 640 amino acids. The transcript has 8 exons.
AAAUUUGUAAACUAAAACAUUGAAUAAAUAAAUGAGUGUAACUUGGAAUUGCUACAAAAAAUAAUAAUAUCACGAUCAAUUUCUAUCUUGUGUAUCUGAGUGUUUUCAUGCUCCGACGAAGGAAAGAUUCUUUUGAGAUAUGAAAGCGUAAAAGUAAUGCGAUUUAUAUUAAAGCUUGAAUUUAUCAAGCGACAAUCUUCCAGAUCGCAUUAUUAAAAAGCGUUAAGCAGGAAAAUCGUUUCAAGUUUAAUAUCAUUAUUAUUAUUAUUAUUGUUAUUGUUAAAUAAGAUGACAGCAACAACGUUAUUGAUAAUUGUGUUAUGUAUGGCACGCUUGGCUAUAAGCCAACAAGCAGCGAAAUCGACACCCGCACCGACAUCAAGAGCAGUUGAUAAGUACGCACAUACCGGUAUCUAUGAGACUCACGCCAAGGAAGCUCUUCUAGUGGCUGCGAAACGCAUGCAACACGUUUACAAUCGUAAACGAGAAAUCUUUCACAGUCUCACGCAGGGCCGUGGAUACAAUCUUAUGCAACAGGGUCCCAUUAAACAGGAAAUCGACAACGAUUAUCACAGUUUGGUGCAUGAAUUAGCGCUCAAUCUUAGCGUGAUACCAGUACAGCAGUUAAAAAAUGCUACUUUGCGACGUCAAGUGCAACGACUCUCCAAACUGCAAUUAUACGGUUUAGAUAAAGCGGAUCUUGAACAGGCGAAAGAGAUGUUGCAUACAAUGCAAUCGUUUCAAACGUCACGUUUAAUAUGCGUGGACGAUUGCACACAAAUGAUUGCCAUGAUACCGACAAUUAAAACUCAAGUGAUACGCACAAAGAACCUGAAAGAUCUGGAGUAUUAUUGGCUCAAGUGGCGACAAGUGAUAGGUGAAAAUGAUUUGGCGAAAUCAACGUUUAUCGAUUUUGUGCGUUACUUGCGUAUUGCCGCCACCUAUAACGGUCAUGUGACACCAUCUCGUACUUGGUAUCUUUAUUACGAUAGUGAGAAUUUUCAACGUGAACUGGAAGAUAUAGUAUGGGAGAUGAUGCCAUUGUAUAAAGAAUUGCAUGCUUAUUUGCGUUAUUCGAUACGUUUAACCUACGGCCAACAAUUAACUGAAAGUGAUGGUGGGAUACCGGCACCUGUUUUCGAGCAAAUAAUAUCGCAAAGCUGGUAUCCUCGCCCAGCGUUUCGUACUCCUUAUCCGAAAAGUCAAUUGCCAACAGUUAAGCAACGACUAGAGGAAGUAAUGGUGACUCCGGUAAAAAUUAAUAAAAAAGUCGCUGAAUUUUUUGAAUCUUUAGGCUUAAAUCAUAUGUCCGACGCAUUUUAUGAGAAAUUUUCUCGACGUAUUAAUGACGACGAAAUAGGACCUAAUUGCGAAGCUGAAGUCUUUUAUUUUCCUCCUGAUGUUGCUCUACGCUAUUGCCCAAAACUGGAUUAUAAAAUCUUAUUGCAAAUGCACGGCCAUAUGGCCGAACUGCAGUAUAAUUUAUAUAAGAAAGAGUUGCCGUUUGGUUUGGAUCGAGAACCAUGUCCCGGUUUUGGUAGUGCUAUAGGCGAAGCCGCCAUAAUAUCAUCCGGUACACCCAGACAUUUGCAUCGUUUACACAUCUUGCUUAACAGUACCCUAAGUAUCGAACAUUCGAUGAAUCGUUUGUUUCGCAUGGCUGUGCAUACCCUGCUGGCAGUUCCACAAUAUUUCAUUAACGACAAAUUCCUGGUUGAUGUUAUGGACGGACGUAUUGGUUCGCAUGAGUUUAAUUGCGGUUACUGGCGCUUACAAUCCAAGUAUGCUGGAGUUGUACCUCCAAUGAGACGCAAUGAGAAAAAUUUCGAUCCUGACUUUAAAUUUUAUCGCGGCCUCAAUCCAGAAAAAUCCAAUACAGCUAAAUUUAUAUCGGAAGUAUUGGGCUUUGAAUUUUAUCGCGCCUUCUGCUUAGCAAGUGGUGAAUAUAAGCCAGGAAAUCCGGACUUUCCUUUAUCGAAUUGUGACUUUUAUGGGAGUAAAAGCGCUGGAAAUAUGAUUAAAAAAAUGAUGCAACUGGGUGCCGCAAAACAUUGGCGUGACGUAAUGGAAAUAGCUACCAGUGAACGUAAACUAAGCGCUAAAGGCUUAAUGGAAUACUUCGGACCUUUGUUUAUAUGGCUAAAAGAGGAGAAUAAACGUUUAGAUAUACAAACCGGUUGGGAUGAUGAUAUAGAAUGUGGUAACAAUUAAAUGAAUCGUCCGUCUUCUGUCAUACAUGAUUUAUAAAAUUUGCUUGACCUGCACAAACCGCAGAGCGAG